UUCUCUCUCUCGCUCUCGGGCUGCCCCAACCCGGGAAGAGGGUCGCUGCGCCAAAGGAGAACUCCGGGGCGCGCUCCUCCCCCUGCAGCUGCAGCCGCCGCCGCCGCCACAGCGGAGCGCGGCGAGGCGGAGGGCUUCCUUCCCUUUCUCCCUCCCUCCCUCCGCCGCUCCCUCCCCUCGGUUAGUUUAGCCGAGCUGCUGGCCGCUUCCCUCCUUCUCCGGCGCCGCUGCCUGUGCGGGAGAGGAGGCCUCGUGCGAGCGCCGAGGAGGGGAAAGGGAAAGGAGGAAGGGUCCCCGCGCGCCCCUGCAAGCAACCUGGGCAGGCCGGCGCUGGCUGCCUCCCGAGACGGAUGCGGUCUCCUCUGAGGCAGGCGCCUUUUAAACCGUGUAGUAGUAGCAGCUGCGGAGGCUCCUCCCGGUAGCACGUCCUAGUUGACCGGGUAACGGAGGGGGAGUCGCGGAGGAAUGUGGCGCCCGGGCGGCGCGGAGGCGCCUUCCUGAGGUGGAAAUGGUGGCUGCUCGCGCCGCUGCUCCGGCUUUCUCGGCCCGCGAAAGGGAUUGCAGCCGCAAAAUGCUGGAGGAUUUUACCAGGGAUGUGAUGAGUUGAAAGGCGGCGGCGGCCGAGAGUGUUGUUUUCCUUUCUGAGGAGUGGCAGCUAUCAUGACUGUCUUCAGGCAAGAGAACCUGGAUGAUCACUAUGAGAUCGGGGAGGAACUUGGAAGUGGACAGUUUGCAGUAGUAAGGAAAUGUCGAGAGAAGAGCACUGGGGCACAGUAUGCUGCAAAAUUCAUCAAGAAACGGAGAACAAAAUCCAGCCGCCGAGGAGUGACUCGAGAAGACAUUGAACGAGAAGUAAACAUAUUGAAGGAAAUCCAGCAUCCCAAUGUGAUUACUCUCCAUGAUGUUUAUGAAAGUAAAAUGGAUGUAAUUCUUAUUCUUGAACUUGUUGCAGGAGGAGAGCUCUUUGAUUUUUUAGCGGAAAAGGAAUCUCUGUCUGAAGAGGAGGCCACGGAAUUUCUCAAGCAAAUCCUCAAUGGUGUUAACUAUCUGCACUCUCUGCAAAUUGCACACUUUGAUCUCAAGCCUGAGAACAUAAUGCUGCUGGAUAGAAAUGUACCAAAGCCUCGUAUCAAGAUCAUUGACUUCGGCUUAGCGCAUAAAAUAGACUUUAGUAAUGAGUUUAAGAACAUUUUUGGGACGCCUGAAUUUGUUGCUCCUGAAAUAGUAAAUUAUGAACCGCUGGGCCUUGAGGCAGAUAUGUGGAGUAUUGGUGUAAUAACGUAUAUUCUUCUGAGUGGUGCAUCGCCGUUUCUGGGAGAGACAAAACAAGAAACAUUAGCCAAUGUGUCUGCAGUGAACUAUGACUUCGAAGAGGAAUUCUUCAGCAACACCAGUGCUUUAGCGAAAGAUUUUAUAAGAAGAUUACUAAUCAAGGAUCCAAAGAAGAGAAUGACAAUUCAAGACAGCUUGCAGCACCCAUGGAUUAAGCCGAAGGAUACCCUUCAAGCACUUAGUAGAAAAGCAUCUGCCGUGAAUAUGGAAAAAUUCAAAAAGUUCGCAGCACGAAGGAAAUGGAAACAAUCAGUGCGCUUAAUAUCGCUAUGCCAAAGAUUAUCAAGAUCCUUUUUGUCCAGAAGUAACAUGAGCGUGGCUAGGAGCGAUGACACUCUGGACGAGGAAGAUUCAUUUGUAAUGAAAGCCAUCAUUCAUGCCAUCAAUGAUGACAACGUUCCUGGUCUCCAGCACCUUCUGGGCUCUUUGACCAAUUAUGAUGUCAAUCAACCUAAUAAGCAUGGGACACCUCCAUUUCUGAUUGCUGCUGGAUGUGGAAAUAUUCAAAUGCUUCAGUUAUUCCUAAAGCGAGGUGCCCGUAUUGAUGUCCAAGAUAAGGCAGGAUCUAAUGCAAUCUACUGGGCAUCUCGACAUGGUCACGUUGAAACUCUGAAAUUCCUCCAUCUAAAUAAAUGUCCUUUGGAUGUUAGAGACAAGUCUGGAGAAACUGCACUCCAUGUGGCAUCUCGGUAUGGUCACGUUGAUGUGGUUCAAGUCUUGUGUAGCAUUGGCUCAAAUCCAAAUUUUCAAGAUAAGGAAGAAGAAACUCCUUUGCACUGUGCUGCUUGGCAUGGAUACUACCUUGUUGCCAAAGCACUCUGCAAAGCAGGCUGCAAUGUGAAUGUUAAAAAUAAGGAAGGGGAAACUCCACUCUUGACAGCCUCGGCUAGAGGUUACCAUGAUAUUGUGGAAUGUUUGGCAGAGCAUGGCGCUGACCUUGAUGCAACUGACAAGGACGGACACAUAGCCCUUCACCUUGCAGUCCGAAGAUGUCAGAUGGAAGUGGUUAAAAUGCUUAUCAGACAGGGAUGCUCCAUAGAUUUCCAGGAUAGACACGGGAACACUCCUCUCCAUGUGGCCUGCAAAGAUGGAAACAUUCCCAUUGUGAUGGCACUCUGUGAAGCAAACUGUAACAUCGAUAUAACCAAUAAGUAUGGUAGGACACCUUUACAUCUGGCAGCGAACAAUGGAAUUCUCGAUGUUGUCCGGUACCUUUGCCUAAGUGGAGCAAAUGUGGAGGCGUUAACUUCUGAUGGAAAAACAGCAGAAGAUCUGGCUAAAGCGGAGCAACACGAACACGUAGCCAGUCUGCUUACAAGAUUAAAAAAGGAUACACACAGAGCACUUUUCAUCCAGCAUCUUAGACCUACUCAUAAUCUUCAGCCGAGAAUAAAACUUAAGCUUUUUGGACACUCGGCAUCUGGGAAAACUACUCUUGUGGAGUCUCUGAAGUGUGGGCUCCUGAGAAGCUUUUUCAGAAGGCGCAGACCAAGGCUUUCCUCUACAAACUCUGUCCGGUUUCCCCCUUCACCUUUAUCUAAUAAGCCAUCAGUUUCAGUAAGUAUUACAAAUCUGUAUCCUGGCUGUGAGAAUGUUAGUGUGAGAAGCCGGAGCAUGAUGUUUGAGCCAGGCCUUACCAAAGGGAUGUUGGAAGUCUUCGUCUCGCCCUCUCACCAUUCCCACUGCUCAGCAGAUGACCAGUCAACCAAGGCCAUUGACGUUCAGAAUGCAUAUUUGAAUGGAGUUGGUGAUUUCAGUGUGUGGGAAUUCUCUGGGAAUCCCGUGUAUUUCUGCUGCUAUGACUAUUUUGCUGCAAAUGAUCCCACCUCAGUUCACGUUGUACUUUUUAGUCUUGAAGAGCCCUAUGAAAUACAGUUGAACCAAGUGACCUUUUGGCUUAGUUUCCUAAAAUCUCUUGUUCCAGUCGAAGAAUCCAUAGCAUUUGGAGGAAAGCUAAAAAACCCACUACAUGUUGCACUGGUGGCUACUCAUGCCGACAUUGUCAAUCUUCCGCGUUCUGCUGGAGGAGAGUUCCAGUAUGACAAAGAUACAUCUCUUCUGAAAGAAAUCAGGAACAGGUUUGGAAAUGACCUUCACAUUUUAGACAGGUUAUUUAUUUUGGAUGCUGGGGCAUCUGGUUCUAAAGAUAUGAAGAUUCUCCGCAACCACCUCCAAGAAUUACGUAGUCAAAUUAUUUCUACAUGUCCACCCAUGACACACUUGUGCGAAAAAAUCGUCUCCACGCUACCUUCAUGGAGAAAAGUGAAUGGACCCAACCAGCUCAUGUCACUGCAGCAAUUUGUGUAUGAUGUGCAAGAUCAGCUUAACCCGUUAGCAAGCGAAGAUGAGCUGAGGCACAUUGCCCAGCAGCUACACAGUAUAGGAGAAAUCAAUAUCAUGCAAAGCGAGACAGUCCAAGAUGUUGUUCUGCUAGAUCCUCGCUGGCUGUGUUCAAAUGUGCUUGGAAGACUCCUGUCCGUGGAGAACCCCAAGGCGCUCCAUCACUACAGAGGCCGUUACACCAUAGAGGACAUCCAGCGCCUGGUCCCAGAUAGCGAUAUAGAAGAACUCAUCCAAAUCUUGGACGCUAUGGACAUCUGUGCCAGGGAUCUCAGCAGUGGAACAAUGAUUGACAUUCCUGCUUUAAUCAAGACUGAUAGCCUCCAUAGGUCUUGGGCUGACGAGGAAGAUGAAGUUAUGAUUUAUGGUGGUGUUAGAAUUGUUCCUGUGGAACACCUCACCCCACUGCCUUGUGGGAUAUUCCACAAAGUUCAGGUGAAUCUUUGUAGAUGGAUCCAUCAACAGAGCACAGAGGGAGAUGCAGACAUACGCUUGUGGAUCAAUGGGUCAAAGAUUGUGAACCGUGGAGCUGAACUCCUUGUCCUCCUUGUGAACAAUGGUCAGGGUAUUGAGGUUCAAGUUAGAGGCCUGGAAACAGAGAAGAUAAAAUGCUGCUUGUUCCUGGACUCUGUGUGCAGUACGAUUGAUAACCUGAUGGCCACAACAUUACCUGGACUCCUGACAGUCAAACACUAUCUCAGUCCUCAGCAGCUGAGGGAACACCAUGAGCCAAUCAUGAUCUACCACCCGAGAGAUUUUUUCCGCGCACAAAGUCAAAAGGAGACCUCAUUGACUAAUACCAUGGGUGGCUACAAAGAAAGCUUUAGCAGUAUACUGUGCUUUGGGUGUCUUGAUGUCUAUUCACAGGGGAGUUUGGGGAUGGAUAUCCACGUGUCUGAUCUGAAUCUGCUUACACGAAGGAAACUGAGUCGACUUCUGGAUCCACCUGAUCCCAUGGGCAAGGACUGGUGCCUUCUUGCUAUGAACUUGGGCCUUCCUGAUCUGGUUGCGAAAUACAAUACAAACAAUGGGAGUCAGAAUGACUUUGUCCCGAGCCCAUCCUAUGCUCUUCUUCAGGAAUGGGGAAAUAGCCCUGAAAGUACUGUGGGCACCCUAAUGUCUAAACUGAGGGAACUGGGGCGCAGAGAUGCAGCCGACUUUUUAAUGAAAGCAUCCUCUGUGUUUAGAGUCAGUUUAGAUGUGAAUGGCCAGGAAGCCUAUGCUUCAAGCUGUAACAGCGGGACAUCUUAUAAUUCAAUUAGCUCAGUUGUCUCUCGGUAAAAGCAAACACAAGAAAGCACACACUUUUCUAAUAGCAAAUAGCGACAAAGGAUUAAGUACGACAGUUUUGUAUGUAUUUAUAAGUUUCUACAUUCAUGGGUUGCCGCUGCCUCCCAGCACCACUUUUUAAGUGACCAAUCAUCUUAUUUUUUUACUGUGACCUCUUGCUCUUAUUUUAGUUAUAAAAGGCUGGUGUAUUUCUGGGUAUUUCACAGUUCGUUUCUGAUUAUACAUCGUGCUGCUUAAAUACUGGCAUUUUAACUGGGAGGACUCUAGCUUUGCGGUACCUAGAGGUUUUUAAAGUCAUUUUUCCAAACAGAAGAAGCAUACGUAGUGAUACAAAGCUCGUUUCCUAAGUCCUCUCCUUUUUUAUCGUGCUUGUUUAAUUUAAAAAUGAAAAAACAUUUCUAGUAAAACAAUGCUAGUAUAUUUCAAUUUUAACACCAGACUUAGAAAUGAAAAAGUGAGUGCCUUUUGCAGAAGAUAAUGUGGCUAAAAUCAAGUGAUCCUGUUGAAGCUAUAAGACAAUGCUACCUCUAUUUCACUGUCUGCAUGCUGGUUGCCACAAGUGGUGCUUGCCUCUGUGUUUUUCUGGAGUUUAAGAUACUUGGUAACAUGAAAAUUGUUCUGCUGAAGAGCUCUCAUGUUGAAUACCGUGCGAGUACAAAUAUUAAGACAUUAUCAGUUUUUAUUUCCGUUGAAGUGGAAUGGAAAAAUUGAAACCCCAUGAACUUGCACCUUCCAUUCUUUCCACAUAUCUCAGGUAAAGAUUUUACACAGUUGUAAAGUUCACCAAGGCACAUAUACAAGUGUUAGCUAAACAGAUUUACUCUGUACUUAACAGUGAUCAUUUGUGCAAAGCAAAUGUUUUUUUCCACUUUCAGAUACUAGUGUGCUUAUUUCUUAUACUUGAAAGUUUGAUUUUUAUUUUUAUUUUAAUUAAGGAAAGCAAGAAUUUCUUGCGGUAAGAGAAAGUGGUAUGAGGGAUCAAGACUCUUCUGUUCCGAAAAGCAUGUAAUUUUAAUUGUACAAGAUACAUUAUGUGUAUAUACAUAUACAAUGUAUGUAUAUAUAUGAAUACUGUUUUUCCUUAAUCUUUGUUGUAGUAAAAUUUUAAAGUUUUUUUUACAAAUAAAUGGUUGCCUGUUGCAACUUUUCCAUCA
Messenger RNA from Podarcis raffonei (Aeolian wall lizard), 6116 nucleotides. It is a transcript of the gene DAPK1, whose product is annotated as death associated protein kinase 1. The transcript has 26 exons. Lineage: Eukaryota; Metazoa; Chordata; Lepidosauria; Squamata; Lacertidae. Gene Ontology annotation, cellular component: nucleus; cytoplasm. Gene Ontology annotation, molecular function: protein serine/threonine kinase activity; TIR domain binding; ATP binding. The coding region runs from base 661 to 4953 and encodes 1430 amino acids. Gene Ontology annotation, biological process: positive regulation of apoptotic process; intracellular signal transduction; MyD88-dependent toll-like receptor signaling pathway. The record is from RefSeq and is a predicted model, not a curated record.